CUCCAGAGUUGCUCCAACAUUAACAAUCUUUCACCAUAAGGUUUUAUUUCACACAAUGGGUAUCUGUACGAAAAGAGGUGGUUCAAAACGUUUGGCUACUGGAAUUCGUUUUGACCACUCCUUUUAAACUUGACCGUCACGGCGGCGGCGGCAAAGCCACAACAGAUAGGAUCUGAUAGGAGUUUUCGUUUCGUUCCCAAUAGCCAAUAGACCAUAUCGUCUAUAACAAGUAAAGGACCAACACUCCAAAUUAAGUUGGUAUUAAUCGAGAGCGGCUAUAAUGAACAAAAAGCAUAUCGUUUGGAAGACUUCUUUUGGACCGGUUCGGGCGAUGGUAGCAUUGAUGACAAUAGAGAUAGCGGAGAUACUGCACGCCCUACUACUAUCUAUAAAACUAAAACCGUCCUUUCUACCAUGUACGUGCCAACAACUACAACUUACUACAACCCAACCUAUUCUGACACCACCACAAACUGUCCAUAUUGCGAUACAACGAUGACGCCGGAUGGUGAAAUCUCCCCAACGCCAACCUUUGACUCAUAUGAAGAUUCGACUACAGACUAUGUACCGGACGCAGACAGACAAUUUUGGCUACUGACCGUGCUAAAAACAGAUGGAAAUAAUCCGACCGUAAACGAUUUGAAAAAUGGUUUAGCGAAUCUUUAUAAAACCGCCUUCCAGAGGCAACAAGAACGCCACUUAGGUAUAAACGCUCGUUUGAAAAGGGCAGUUUCCAACCCCGACAAACCGGUGAGUGUCUACAUAAUCAAAAUUUCGAAAUCCCCAAUUAAUGGAGACGAAAAGAUGGAAGUACUGUACCACGUGUCCGUUUCCGGUCAACCUGUUGCAGCGACGACCGCAGCUGCAGACAUGCACCUGGUAUCAGACCAGGAAGUGGUCAACGAACUGGGUUAUCCAUUCAUAAUAAAAGCCGAACCGUAUCUAAAAGUAAACGACCCCGAGUAUUUGUCAAGCACGAAUCACACUUGGAUUUUCAUCGGGGUCGCUUUAUCGAUACUUCUCGUCCUUCUUCUAUUGGUUGCUUUCCUAACUUUGGCGAUGAACAAAAGAAAUCCGGCGCAAAUGCCAAACAAAAGCGACAUGUUCCAACAGAACGUAGCCAUUGGACAGACGAACGAAGCGUUCAUUCAAAAUGACACCGACACCUCUAAAAGAUUGGAACAGUCCCCUACGUACAUUAACUUUAGAACGCAUUCGUCAAACGCGACUUUAAGAAGUGGGGUAAUCGUAAGCAGACCCAGUUCAACUAGUUCAAGCUCUCUGAGUGGCGCAAGCUUAGACAUCUCUCCUCUAAUGAGUUUAAAAAAGCAAUCCACCCCACCCAAGGCUCUAAACGCUGCCCGACCAAAAGCGGCAUUGAAUAAAACGGUACCUGCACAGGCGAGUAUCGAUAGUGAUAGCGGAAGCGAAGCGUCACGAGGAGACUCAAAGAUCGCGAUUAAAUAUAAAAAUGUUGACCCUGGUGUCAUCAGUCCGAAAUCUUAUCUUUCAAUGCCGUCCGUAAAGUCGUUCCCUAGAGGAAACAACCCGGAGCCUCUGAAUAAGGUGUUGGAACCAAUCAGUGUUCUACAUUUAGAUAUAGACGACGAAGGGCUUGAUGCACUCGACUCCGAUCGAAGGUUGGAUGGUCUGCUGACGCGCUAUGGUAGUUUGAGCGUUGUGGAAGAUCCGGGCGUUAUAGGUCCUAUCGUUUGGAGUGAGCAUUGUAAAAGACUACAGCGAGGUGUAAGUAUGGAUCAAGGUAUGGACGAUGGCAAGUUGAAGGGCAACUCUUCUAAAAUGAGAAAGAGAUUUCACGAUUUGCUCGACGAGACAUUUAGUUUGUUUGGCAGCCGACGUGACAGCCCGGUGGAGGAGGGGCGUCCAAUUGCUUUUGAAGUUAAGAGCCAUUCAGCCAAUAUGACUAGACCUCCAGACGAUGUUCAAGCGGAUACACAGCGUAGACCCAAAACCACGGAACCCAGACGAGCUCUGGCUGCAAGUAAACCACCUAGAGGUGCGUGGGCGACAAACGCACCGUCGCCUUUGUCGAGACCACUUAGUGCCGGUCCCCUUCAGAGAAGACCUCCUCCACCGCGAGUCGAUGUCGACCGUGUGUUAACCGAGGGCGCUUUGUCGCCGUCUGAUCCAGCCGUUCCGCUCAUUGCGGCCAUCAAAACGCAGUUGGGAAGAUGUUCUUUGCCAGGGAGCACGACGAAUUUAGUAGGUUAAUAGAAUGGAAGGUGAACACAGCCCAAAUUCUACAUUUAUGUGAUCUUGCAACUGCCUCUGUACAGUAACUGUAGAUAAUUAUGCAUUAAAGUUAAGAUUUUUAUCGAA
Messenger RNA from Photinus pyralis (common eastern firefly), 2340 nucleotides. RefSeq lists its product as uncharacterized. NCBI's taxonomy places the organism in Eukaryota, Metazoa, Arthropoda, Insecta, Coleoptera, Lampyridae. The record is from RefSeq and is a predicted model, not a curated record. The coding region runs from base 415 to 2232 and encodes 605 amino acids. The transcript is spliced from 8 exons.